Drosophila suzukii is the source of this 972-nucleotide messenger RNA. It is a transcript of the gene rdhB, whose product is annotated as retinol dehydrogenase B. The record is from RefSeq and is a predicted model, not a curated record. Lineage: Eukaryota; Metazoa; Arthropoda; Insecta; Diptera; Drosophilidae.
CAUUCAUCAGCAGUUGUCACUGGCAUUCGAAGCCGUCUGGUUAUCUUCGCUUGAACUAUAUCUUGUCUUAAUAGAUUUAACUCAUCUCUAAUCAUGGAAAAUAAUUUCUAUUGGCGGAACAAGGUGGCCGUGGUCACUGGCGCCUCUGUGGGAAUUGGAGCCAGCACAGUUCUAGAAUUGGCCAAUGCGGGAAUGGUGGUCAUAGGACUAGCUCGUCGAGCGGAGUUAAUCGAAGCACUCAAAGAUCAAAUCACGGGCGAGGGCAAGAUCUUUGCCCGGCAAUGCGAUCUUAACAAUGAAGAGCAAUUGACCAGUGCUUUUAACUGGAUUCAGAAAAAGUUUGAGGUCAUUCAUGUGCUCGUCUGCAAUGCUGGCAUCCUUAAGGCCAACUUUCUGAGUGAGUCUCCAACCAAGGACAUAAAGGAGCUGUUCGACACGAAUGUCGUGGCCACCGCCAGCUGCCUGCGGGAGGCCCUCAAGCACAUGGCUGCGGUCAAGGUUCGCGGUCACAUUGUGGUCAUGAACAGCGUGCUGGGCCAUCGGAUUCCGGAAGUGCCGGUGCCCUUAUUCAGCGUUUAUCCGGCCACGAAGCAUGCAAUUACGGCCCUCUGCCAAACGGUGCGCCAGGAAAUACAUUUUCUCAAAUUAAAUAUUAAAUUAACGAGCAUCUGUCCUGGCAUGGUGGACACGGAUUUCCUCAGUGUUUACUCGCAGGCGGUGGCCGAGCUGCCCAAACUGCAGGCGAAAGAUGUGGCCAAGGCCGUGUUGUAUGCACUGGACACUCCCGAUGGCGUCCAGGUGGAGGACAUCAUCCUGCAGCAGAUGCGGAAGGUCAACUGAACGCCCAUUGAAUGCUAAGAAAAUUAUUUUAUUACCUAAAGAAAUAUUGUAUCUACAGUUUUUAUAUCUUACAUUCAGAAUAUUAAAAAGAAAACACAAUACCAUUGCAAUCCUUUAAUGCCCUAAUACGCA